Messenger RNA from Pteropus alecto (black flying fox), 3975 nucleotides. RefSeq names its product golgi integral membrane protein 4 (gene GOLIM4). The transcript is spliced from 16 exons. Lineage: Eukaryota; Metazoa; Chordata; Mammalia; Chiroptera; Pteropodidae. The record is from RefSeq and is a predicted model, not a curated record. The coding region runs from base 556 to 2691 and encodes 711 amino acids. Gene Ontology annotation, cellular component: Golgi apparatus; Golgi membrane.
AAACCCGGCCAGCUGCCGGCCCCCACCCGUCACCCACCCUCGCGGCCGCGCGCAGAGUCGCCGCCUGGAGCCUGGGUCCCUUUGUUGGGGGGCGCACCCCCUCCUUUUGGUGGCAACCAAGUCGCGCGGCGCAGUGGGAACCGCCGCGAGGGGGCGGGGAGCGGCCAGGCGGGACUCCGAGCGCCGCCGGGGGGCAGCCGGGCCAAAAAAGUGGGGCGAAGAAGAAAAAGGCCGGCGGUGCCUGGGGAGCAGAGCGGAGACAGCCCGCUCAGAAGUAUGCGGAGGGCCCCCUCCCGGGCCCGGGCACGAGCGGAGAGCGAGCCUCGCAGAAGUUUGGCGGCGGUCGCCCGGGCGGCGUCGAUGGCUGCGCGCCCCAAAGCGCGCGGGGGCUGAGCGGGCGCCACUUCCCCUUCGGCCCGGCUUUUGUGUCUCGCUUCUCCUCAUGCGGCGUCCGGCCAGCUCCUGCGGCGGCCGCUGCUGAGGCGCUCGCUCGGGCCGAGGGGAGGAAGAGACCGCGGCGGCGGGGCGGCCGCGGCGCGGGGUCCAGGCGGGACUAUGGGAAACGGGAUGUGCUCCCGAAAGCAGAAGCGGAUCUUCCAGACGCUGCUGCUGCUGACUGUGGUCUUCGGCUUUCUCUAUGGCGCGAUGCUCUACUAUGAGCUGCAGACGCAGCUGCGGAAAGCCGAGGCGGUGGCUCUCAAGUACCAGCAGCACCAGGAGUCCCUGUCCGCCCAGUUACAAGUUGUGUAUGAACACAGAUCAAGAUUAGAGAAAUCCUUGCAAAAGGAAAGACUUGAACAUAAGAAAGCAAAGGAAGAUUUUCUUGUUUAUAAGUUAGAAGCACAAGAAACACUAAAUAAAGGAAGGCAAGAUUCCAAUAGUAGAUACAGUGCAUUGAAUGUGCAACAUCAGAUGUUGAAAAGUCAACACGAUGAGCUAAAGAAACAGCACAGCGACUUGGAAGAGGAACAUCGUAAACAAGGAGAAGACUUCAGUAGGACAUUUAAUGACCAUAAGCAGAAAUACCUGCAGCUGCAGCAAGAGAAAGAACAGGAACUUUCUAAGCUAAAAGAAACUGUGUACAAUUUGCGAGAAGAGAAUAGACAACUAAGGAAAGCGCACCAGGACAUACAUACACAGCUCCAAGAUGUCAAGCAACAGCAUAAGAAUUUACUCUCCGAGCAUGAACAACUUGUAGUGACUUUGGAAGACCACAAGAGUGCGCUAGCUGCUGCACAGACUCAAGUUGCAGAAUAUAAACAACUGAAAGAUACUCUGAAUAGGAUUCCAAGCUUUCGAAAACCAGAACCAACAAAGCAGCAAAAUGUUACUCAGGUAGCACAUUCGCCACAAGGUGACAGCACAGCAAGGGAGAAUCCAGCCAGACAGCCACAGGAGGUGAAUCUAAAUAGUGAUGUGUGGCAGAAGCAUGAAGCAGUGCCUGGAAGAACAGAAGAAACAAGACUUUAUCCUCCCACCCAGAAGGAAGCAGAAAUUCAGGCUCCAGCAGAGCUGAACCAGCAGGAUGCGGAAGCCAGAGAGCCCGAGGAACAUCAGGCAGAAGAGGAGCACAGAAAGGCCCUGGAAGAGGAGGCAAUGGAGCAGGUGGGGCAGGCUGAACAUCUCGAGGAGGAACACGAUCCAUCACCAGAGGAGCAGGACCGGGAGUGGAGGGGACAAAGAGAAGCAGCCAACCUUCUGGAAGGGCACGCUCCCGCUGAGGUACCAGGUCAUCCACUCCAGGUGCAUCCUUCGGUCAAGCCAGAUACCAAAUUUCGAUCGCCAUAUGAGGAGCAGCUGGAACAGCAGAGACUGGCCGCGAGGCGGGCUGAGGAGGCGCAGAGGCUGAGAGAGCACCAGGAGGCCCUGCAUCAGCAGCGGCUGCAGGGACACUUGUUGAGGCGGCAGCAGCAGCAGCAGCAGCAGCAGCAGCAGCAGCAGCAGCAGCAGCAGCAGCAGCAGCAGCAGAUGCUUCUUGCCCAAGAGCUGGCCCGGCAGAGGCAGGCUGGGCAGGAGGAGGGGCAGCCGGAACAGCCAAGGAAGCCAGCUCAUUAUGAUGCCAUGGAUAAUGAUAUUGUUCAGGGAGCAGAGGACCAAGAAGAAGAAGGAGGUGCCUAUGAGAGAGACAACCAGCACCAAGAUGAGGCAGAAGAAGAACCAGAGAAUGGACAUGAGCCUCGAGAGCAAGGGCUCCAUGAAGCUGACCCAGAAUCUGAGGCAGAUAGGGCAGCCAUGGAGGAUAUAAAUCCAGCAGAUGACCCGAAUAACCAAGGAGAAGAUGAGUUUGAGGAAGCCGAACAAGCAAGAGAAGAAAAUUUGCCAGAUGAAAAUGAAGAGCAAAAACAGAGUAAUCGGAAACAAGAGAACACAGAGAUGGAGGAGCAUUUGGUGAUGGCAGGAAACCCAGACCAGCAGGAGGGUAACGCGGAUGAGCAGUACCAGGAGGAGGGAGAGGAGGAGGUUCAGGAAGAUUUGACUGAAGAGAAAAAAAGGGAAUUGGCGCAUAAUGCUGAAGAGACCUAUGGUGAAAAUGAUGAAAAUGCCGAUGAGAAAAACAAUGAUGGAGAAGGGCAAGAAGUUCAAGAUGACCACCACCCCAAAGGCCGAGAGGAGCACUAUGAGGAGGAGGAGGAGGACGACGACGAAGGGGCAGCUGUUGCCGAGAAAUCACAGCGAAGAGCUGAAAUGUAGCCGUGCCCAGCUUCCCAGACAGCUCAGCCGUCGAAUUCCUUUCAAGCUGCUCAAAAAUAAAUCUGCCUACUGAACUCCAGGAUAUUUAAUUACAGAAAUUAAGAGUUUAGACCCUUUUAAAACUUUUGUAUUAGAAACGCUCAUACAUUUAUAUGAAUAUAUUUUGGUAACCUAGGUUAGGGCGUCUUUUAUAUUCAAGCUAAACGUGAACAAGAAGAAAACGAAGCAAAUCUUAGGCUCUGAAUCUCAUUUUUCAUAGAUUAUGUGAUGUUGGAAAGGACAUCAAUUUUGUAUAUGUUUCAACUUGUUACUUUUCUAUCUUCUAGUUUCCAGGUAUUCUGUUAUUUGCCUUUGAUAGAAUACAGGAUUUCAAAAUAGGAAAUACUACAAAAAUGCUGUGCACACUUUAAGGAGAAUGGCCAGUUUACUAAUUGCUGCCUUUUCAAGGCUCUUGUGUACGAUUCUGAUAGAAUUUUUAUCAGUCUCUGUAUUGCUGGAAUAAGAUUCAUGUAUAGAGUGACAUACAGUUGGAAAGCCAUUUUUUUUUUUCAUAAAGAUAUUGGUUUUCAGACUUUUCAGGUCAGAAGAAUGUUUGGCUUUACUUAAAAUCACAGCUAUUCUUGAAAGGAAUUAAAUUUAAAAGUGAGAUAAUACUAAAAUUCAUGUGACAGUAGUCUGGACUUGGAUAUUUCAAUAUACAAACAAGGUAUGACACAUCAGUAUAUUAACCUUUUUGAAAGACUGACACCUUGUUUAACAACUAAUUUAGUGUGAAUGGGUGGUGUUUUCUACGUGAACAUCCAUUCUGUUUUUUUUUCUGAAGUCACCUAGUGAUAUCUUUGUUUCAGUAUCUAGUUCACUAUAGUAAUAUAUAUUUCCCCUAUAAGCUCUGUGCCUCAAUUUUGUAAUAACCUUGAUGACAAGUAUGACAAUGAAGGCAUACCAUAUUGUAUAAUUGAAGCAAGGUAUUACACAUCAUACCUUGAAAAAUAGGAUUAUUUUUCAAAACCUGUAUGGUGAAACACACAUGGUGAAAUGAUAUACCCUCAUUACUUUUCUGUUUGCUGGGAUUGGGUCUGCAUUAUGCCCACAUUUAGGCAUUUUAAUGAUUAUGAAUAAUAAAAAUCCCUUAAAUUAAAAAAUCAAAAAUUCCCCUUGGGGUAUAAAAACGUAUUUCAGUCUCAAGCAUAAAGAGUUUUAAAUAUUUAGAAUUAGGUUAUAUAAUUCAUGUGUGUGGUUUUGUAAUAAUAUUCUCGAAUCAAUAAAAAUACAUUUCAAUUUCUA